Molecule: messenger RNA, 2410 nt
Organism: Mugil cephalus (flathead mullet)
Lineage: Eukaryota; Metazoa; Chordata; Actinopteri; Mugiliformes; Mugilidae
Product: rho-related GTP-binding protein RhoA-D
Exons: 5
Coding region: 150-731 (193 amino acids)
Biological process (GO): small GTPase-mediated signal transduction
Cellular component (GO): neuron projection
Molecular function (GO): GTP binding; GTPase activity
Source: RefSeq, a predicted model, not a curated record
GACCUUUGAACGCGCCACACUGGGAGGGUCUUGUGAGUAUUGGAGUGCUUCUCGUUCACUCUGAUUACAGCUGCUUCAAGGAAAGGGCGGAAAGUAAAGAGGGAUACACGGAUCUCUUCUGUUUUCGAAAGCACACUCUUCUGACAGAGAUGGCUGCUAUCAGGAAGAAGUUAGUGAUAGUCGGGGAUGGUGCAUGUGGAAAGACCUGUCUGCUCAUUGUCUUCAGUAAGGACCAGUUCCCAGAGGUCUACGUUCCUACCGUGUUUGAGAACUACAUCGCUGACAUUGAAGUUGACGGCAAACAGGUGGAGUUAGCCUUGUGGGAUACAGCCGGUCAGGAAGACUAUGACAGACUGAGGCCUCUCUCCUACCCUGACACAGAUGUUAUUCUCAUGUGCUUCUCCAUAGACAGCCCUGACAGUUUAGAGAACAUUCCAGAGAAAUGGACACCUGAAGUGAAACACUUUUGUCCCAAUGUCCCGAUCAUCCUCGUGGGAAACAAGAAGGACCUUAGGAAUGACGAACACACACGCAGGGAGCUGACCAAGAUGAAACAGGAGCCAGUUAAGUCUGAAGAGGGCAGGGACAUGGCCAACCGCAUCAGUGCCUUUGGCUACUUGGAGUGCUCAGCCAAGACCAAGGACGGCGUGCGUGAUGUGUUCGAGAUGGCCACCAGAGCAGCACUGCAGGUCCGCAAGCGUAAGAAGAGGGGCGCCUGCGCGCUACUGUGAGGACGGACUGCCCCGACACUCAGAGCAAACUUAGAGAAACCUAAAAUCAAUGGCUUCCAUGGACUAUACUUACUUCACAGAUGCAGAUACGUCACAGGCAAAUAUGAAAGACUGACACACCUGUUUAAAGCAAAACAAAUCAACCUUUUUUUAAAAACUCUUUCCUCCGUUUCUCACUCAGUUAUUGCUUGUUUCCUCUUGUGUUUUUCUCCACCAGCACACCAACCUGUUUGUGCAAAGGAGCACUCUUUCCUCUAUAUGUAUGAAUGUAUGUUUGUAUUUAUAUGUGCAUAUACUUUACAAAUGUGUCAUGCAUCUGCCUCUGAGCUCUGAUUGUUUACAGAGGAGGGUCUCUCAGUCUACAUGCCCAGUGACUCCUCCUCUCAAAGCUAUGAGUUGCGGAUAGACUCAAAUUUGCUGCUUUCUUGGCUUCUCUUUAACUUGCACCUACCAGUUCCAGCCCUGAUCCUUCUUCUGUUAUAUAGUUAUACCACUAUUCGUUUUACAUCCCGAAAGCUCCAUUUCACCAAGUGCUGUGUCAGCAGAGCUCUGUUUUCCACCACUUUCUCUCGACACAAAAGACUAAAUUUAGAGCCUGUUCACUCUGCGUUUAUUCACUGAGACCUAUAUAGACUGAAUCAGCACUGACUAUUUGUAUGUAGAGGGUUUUGGACUGCACCUUGGUCUGUCCCUCCUCCGUGGCGAUGGCUUGAACUGGCACUGGAGACAGUGGCCUAUUGUUGUGGACACAAUACUUGUAGUUGCGGCUCUGAUAGACGUCGCCAACAUUUUCCCCAGCGAGUCCUGCCUCCUGUCUGAACUCGGUUUCAGAUCAGUAUCACUCGUGGCUGUGUACUGGAUUUUCCUGAGGAUGAAUGCACACUGUAUAACAGCCAUAUGGAUUAAAUAAUAUAGGUCUAAUAUGUCUACAGGUUUUUUAAUACAAUACACAACUGCCAACUAGACUAGCAGCUCAAACAGUCUUCAUCAAUACACCAUCUCCUGUCUCUGCCUCACAAAGACUAGUCGUCCUGUUUGCAUGUGACAGCCCUUUAUUUGACACUACGGGGACAUUCCUUAAAAUGUGAUUGAGUCAAAAUGCCAUGCCAUAGUUUCUCUUUAGUGGCCGUUAAAGAUCGAGAAGUAUCAACAGAGGGCAUGUGUUUUGGAAAUAGUGUCUUUUGGCUCUAAACUGACCCCUUAAUUCAAAAAUACUUUUACACUAAUGUGUCAUGUGCUCUUAAUGACCUGCAAUGUAACCAGAGCCAAGUUCGUCAUUGGUUAGAAUAGUUUCUAGAGAAAUGUAAUCUACUUCCUAACAGAAUUAAAAAUAAAUAAAUACUGAACUCUGCAGUUAGGAUUUCUUUCAAGGCAAAAGUAAAGAGCUGUAAUACAUGGUCUCUAUCCAGUUUUGCAUAGAAAGACCCGUAAACACCCUGUGUUUAUAUAUGGUGUAUUAAAUAGACCAUUCCACCAUCACAAGCUACAGCUGUGAUGAGCUUCUGUUUAUCCACUGCAUUCAGAUCUACACAGAUCAGUGUAGUGGGCCUCCGUCUUAAAUGUCAAACCCCAUAUUCCAAGAGAAAAUGUUGAUUGUGAUGAUGCUUUGUAAACAGGAGUGGGAUGUGUUGAAAAUCUGGAUGAGACAAACAUGUUAAUAAAGUAUUUUUGAAAUACUA